AUGCCAACACCUUCCAGAGAUGACGAGGUGCCUGAGUGUUUAUAUCUAUCUAUGGCGAUCUAUGGAUAUAUAAUGUCGCUGAGUGUCGUGAUUUUAUUAUAUUUCAUUCACGCUCUCUCUCUCUCUCUCUCUCUCUAUCUAUCUAUCUAUCUAUCUAUCUGCAACUCAUUUAACUAUCUAUUUAUCUAUCUAUCAGUUUGUUCGUAUCUAUCUAUCUAUCUAUCUAUCGAUCUAUUUAUUUGUUUUUUUUACAUUUAUCUAUCUACAUAUUUUUCUGUUUAUUUCGUUUUUUUUCAUAUCUAUCUAUAUGAGUAUGUUCAUAUCUAUCUAUCUAUCUAUCUAUCUAUCUAUCUAUCUAUCUAUCUAUCUAUCUAUCUCAGUCUGUCCAUAUCUAUCGAGUUAGCUAUCCACCCCUUCCUUCCUCCCUUCCUUCCUCCCUUCCUUCCUUCCUUCCUAUCUAUCUAUCUAUCUAUCUAUCUAUCUAUCUAUCUAUCUAUCACAUUUGUUCAUUGUCUGUUUAUCUAUCUAUCUAUCUAUCUAUCUAUCUAUCUAUCUAUCUAUCUAUCUAUCUAUCUAUCCCUUCCUUCCUCCCUUGCUUUCUUUCUUUCUUUCUAUCUAUCUAUCUAG
Molecule: messenger RNA, 627 nt
Organism: Acanthosepion pharaonis
Lineage: Eukaryota; Metazoa; Mollusca; Cephalopoda; Sepiida; Sepiidae
Source: the annotation of a GenBank genome assembly